Messenger RNA from Ustilago hordei, 1362 nucleotides. RefSeq lists its product as uncharacterized. NCBI's taxonomy places the organism in Eukaryota, Fungi, Basidiomycota, Ustilaginomycetes, Ustilaginales, Ustilaginaceae. The record is from RefSeq and is a predicted model, not a curated record. Bases 1 to 1362 code for a protein of 453 amino acids. Gene Ontology annotation, molecular function: RNA polymerase II cis-regulatory region sequence-specific DNA binding; DNA-binding transcription factor activity, RNA polymerase II-specific. Gene Ontology annotation, biological process: regulation of transcription by RNA polymerase II. The transcript has a single exon.
AUGACCACAUUCACCUACUCCUCGACUGGCGUCGCCUCUUACGGCUCGCAACCUUCCAUCGACGCCUACACCAAGUCGUUUGGUUCAACCGCUUCCAACCGCAUCGGCGAGCUUCAGAACUUCCUUCUCGCAAGUGACUGGUCGUCGCUCUCCUCUCUCAGCCCUCCGACCGCUACCAUCCAGGCAUCCGCCGACGAAGCUACCGUCUGGUCAUCCACCUCCACCAUGUCUCAGGCACCUCUGUUUCCCUCAUCGGUUGAGACUGUCAGGCCUCUGAUCCAGAGCACCGCCGUCGCCACACCAGCCCCUGCUUUCGACGCUUCGUCGACCAACACCAUUCCAACUCCUGUUGCUGCUCCUGCUGUCUACCUGCCCGAGUCGAUGACACCUCCUCACCGCCAGUCCCUCGACACUUGCUAUAGCGACUCGGUGGGCUCCCCCGACUCGGAGCGCGACUUCCUCACCUCACCCUCGAUGUUUGACGAUGCCGACUUCGAGUUUGACGCUGACACCCUCGCCAACAACUUCCCGCUCUUUGGUGGUGACCACUCCUACGAGGACGCUUCCGAUGCUAACACUGACGACUCUGUCAACGCAUUUGCCUCGAGCUUCGAGAAUGUCAAGCUUGAAAGCACCCACCAGCCCGAGUCGCAGCAAUCCGAGAUGGAUCUCGGCGCCAGCCAGUCCACCGUCAUGCCUUCUCAGAGCCAGGUCAAGACCGAGGACGACAGAUACGACUCGCCAUCGACCCUCGAGGCUGCCUUCAAGUCUGAGGCUGACUUGACCAAGCUCGAGCCCAAGGACGAGCAAGACCUCUGGUCCGCCAACGAGCUUCAGCCCUACUUUAACGACGACGAGGCCAAGGCUGCUCUCUUGAGCACGCUUGCCAAUGCUUUCGGCCCCAGCUUCGCUGAGCCGGUCAAGCAAGGCGUGCCCACCACUCCUGCCUCUGAAUCAAUCCACUACCAAGACAACCACCACCAGCAGACUUCCAAGGUCGGGCCCGUGCGUAGUUCCCGUGCCAGUCGCCAGCGCCGAUCCUCGCCCACCAAAGCGUCAAACACUCCUUCGGCUUCCAAUAGCCUGGAACCCUUCAUCGACCCAGUCACCAAGGUUAAGAGCUGGCAGUGCACCGAGUGCGGCAAGUGGUUUGACCGCGCCUACAACCUCAAGACGCACCGAUACACCCACGAGGAUCCAGAGACUCGUGCGCGUCCUUUUAUCUGUCCCGAGAUAGACUGUCAGAAGCAGUUUGCUCGCAAGCAUGACAUGCAGCGGCACUUUGAGAACGUCCAUCGCGGCGAAUCAAGAAGAGUCAAAAGCGUCUCCAAUAAACGGAGCCGCGCCGACGACUUGGGUUAA